Messenger RNA from Melitaea cinxia (Glanville fritillary), 1899 nucleotides. Its product is annotated as O-acyltransferase like protein-like. Bases 1 to 1899 code for a protein of 632 amino acids. NCBI's taxonomy places the organism in Eukaryota, Metazoa, Arthropoda, Insecta, Lepidoptera, Nymphalidae. Gene Ontology annotation, molecular function: acyltransferase activity, transferring groups other than amino-acyl groups. The transcript is spliced from 12 exons. The record is from RefSeq and is a predicted model, not a curated record.
AUGUGCUCUCUAAGGCAUGAUUUACAAAACGUAUCCACAUUCUUCCUGGAUGUGUACCUUCCUUGUUCGUUGAUAGAUUUUUUAAAAGUAAAAUUUAUUGUUACAGACGAGGAGUACUACCAGAUGCCUCUCCUCUUCGACCUGGACGACUACAACGGCUGCCUGGCGGUGGGCGGCGCCUACUGCCUGGGCAGUUUCGAACUGUUGCCGUUGGGACCCCACCCGCUGUUCCGUACGAUGCAGCGCUACUCUGCGAACUGGGUGGAUAACUUCAACCACACUCGGUUGCACCGAGGUCUCUGCCUCACCCGCAGCUGCGCGCCGCCCGACCACCAGAUCACGACCCAUGCGCUGGAGACAUGGUUCGCGUCAUGUGUGAACGCGACUACCAUGUCGACUUACAACCUAUCAGCGCAACUCUAUCAUCUGAACUACUGCCACCACGGGCCUCCACACUCGCCACCGCUGACCACCAGCGAGCGCGCCUUCUCCGCUCUUAUGGUGGCUCUGUUCGCGCUGGCCACCAUCAGCACAGUAAUUGACAUAAAGAUGAGCGACCAGACUAAAAAGGAGUACGGCUGGGCGCUGUGCUGGUCGCUGCGGCGCUCGUGGGGCGCGCUGACGGCGCCGGCGCCGGUCGCGCGCGCUGCGGACCUGGGCUGCUUUGACGGGCUGCGCGUGCUCAGCAUGCUCUCCGUCAUCAUCGAGCACGUCUGCUGGCUCGGCACGCUCGCCUACGUCGGCGACACUAGGUUCUACGAGACGGCUCGUCGUGCGCCGGAUGUGAUGUUGAUGACGAACAGUACGCUGAUGGUGCAAGUGUUCUUCAUCAUGGCGAGCUUCCUGAUGGCGCACAAACUGCUGUUAGAGACGAAGCAGGACUCCGCUAUCAGCACUUUCUUCAACACCAUGCUUUAUAGGAUUGUCAGGAUAAGUCCCAGUUAUUUCGUGGUGCUGUGGUUCGCGUGUUCGUGGUGGGAGCGGCUCAGCGGAGGGCCCCAGUGGGAGCUGCUCGUGCACUCCGAGGCAGACGUGUGUCGCCACAAAUGGUGGACUCAUCUACUCUACUUGAACAAUGUUCUUUACCCGGAUGAGAAGUGCUUGAUACAGACUUGGUAUCUAGCAGCAGACAUGCAGUUGUACGCUGCAGCGUUGCUUUUGACGCUGUUGCUGCGCGGUCGCCGCUUUGCAAUGCAGCUGCUCGCUGUACUAUUUGCAGCGGUAACGUUGGUGCCGUUGGGGCUGGCCUACGCUUGGCAUCUCAUACCCACCUUCCACCUUCAUAGACCUGAGUCGGUGCGCGCGGCGUACAGCGGCGACGCGUCGUUCACGUGGCUGUACCAGUCGCCGCUGGGCAACGCGGCGGGCGCGCUGGGCGGCGUGCUGCUCGCGCACGCGCACCGCGCGCUCGCCUCGCGCGGGCCCUCGCUCCGGGAGAACCAGAUAUUCCGCUGGGCGUCAAUAGCCGCAGCGCCAGCGGCAACCGCGUGGGUGGCGAUGUCCCCCAUGCUGCUGGGCGCCGGCCCGCCCAACCGCCUCGCCGCCGCGGCCCUGGCGGCGCUCGAGCGACCGAUAUUUGUGGCCUUAGUCACUAUUGCCCUACUUGGUGCUAUUAAUGGUGUCGAUUCUCCGUGGAGGCGCUGGUUCUCGAGCGGCGGCACGGUGCUGGCGCGGCUGUCGUUCGGGGCGCUGCUGCUGCACAUGCUGUUCAACAAGUCGUUGCUGGCCACGCGCCACGCGCCCGUGCAGCUCGACCGACAGUCGGCCAUUAACGAUUGGUUCGGUGUAGCGACAGUGUCUUACGCGGCGGCCUUACCACUCGCCCUACUGGUCGAGCUGCCAGCGCAAGAGUUAUACAAACAAAUAAGGAAAUCUAGGAACACUAAAUCAAGGCAAUAA